AAAACACCGCAAAAAAUGGAACAAAACCUCUCCGCCCAAACCCUCCCCAACUCACUCCCCAACCACCGGAACGUCGCCUCAGACGACGACGACGACGCACCGACCCUAAGCCUUCAAGCCCUAGAAGCUUUGAAGGAGUUCCUAGCCGAGCAAACCCAGUCAUCACCCGACACCGCCGCCGAGAGCCGAGCAGCCGAUUCGACUGGUCCUGCUCUGAUCUCCGAAGACUGGAGACUGAGUCAGUUCUGGUAUGACCCCCGCACCGCCCAAACCCUAGCCCAAGAGGUCCUCACUCUCUGCAACUCCGCCACCGCCUCCGCUCGGGUCGCCUGCGUGGCUUGCCCCUCACUCUACGCGUAUCUCAAGAAUGCUGAUUCCGAUGUGUCUGUACAACUGCUCGAGUAUGACAAGCGGUUUGAGCAGUACGGCAGUGAUUUCUCGUUCUACGAUUACAACCGGCCUGAAGAUUUGCCAUUGGAGCUGAAGAAUGCUUUUGACAUUGUGGUUGCUGAUCCUCCUUACCUGAGUCAGGAGUGCUUGGAGAAAGUCGCUCAAACAAUUUCAUUUCUUGCACGAUCAGAAAAAUCUUACUUGCUUCUCCUCACAGGAGCUGUGCAGAAAGAGAGAGCAGCUGAACUCAUGGGAUUGCAUCCAUGUGGUUUUAGGCCUCAACACUCUAGCAAACUAGGAAACGAGUUUCGUCUGUUCACAAACUAUGAUCCUGAGACGAGAUUAGAAGGGUGGGAGUUAGAGAAGUAGGAACUCUGUAUUCUCUUGUGACCAUAAACUGAUUCACAACUCGGCAUCAAACUUUAUUGCCUGCAAGGCAUAGACGGAUACUAGAAAGAUGUUGGCGGAAGCUCUGAUAUUGCAUCAAGACAAGCUAAAGCAGAGCAGUAUAUUUUUUGCUACUCUUCCAGGCUGUGUUUUUAUCUCUUCUUGUUUUCUUCAACGCCCCCACAACUUUUAAGCCGAACUUUUAUUUGCCAGUUUUGAUUGCAUUGUGCACAUUUCUUGAUGAUUUCAUGCGUCUUGUAUCUUUUGAGGAUAAAAUUCCACGUUGUUAGAAGUGCU
Messenger RNA from Pyrus x bretschneideri (Chinese white pear), 1074 nucleotides. Its product is annotated as EEF1A lysine methyltransferase 1. The coding region runs from base 16 to 759 and encodes 247 amino acids. Gene Ontology annotation, biological process: methylation. The transcript is spliced from 5 exons. The record is from RefSeq and is a predicted model, not a curated record. Gene Ontology annotation, molecular function: nucleic acid binding; protein-lysine N-methyltransferase activity. NCBI's taxonomy places the organism in Eukaryota, Viridiplantae, Streptophyta, Magnoliopsida, Rosales, Rosaceae.